AAUCAUAUUUUCUUACAAUGUUCGAAGAAGCAUUGGGCCCUUUGGAUUUGGUGCAGCAUAGCGCCUUAAAAGAAUCCCUAAAGAAACCUCCUCUAAAUGUUGAGGCCAUAUUUGGAACUGUAGAUGCAAUCACACAAAAAGCUGCAGCGCUUAUUAACGCCGAUACGCAAGAGGAAUUUCUAUACAAAAAUCCCAAUGGCUGGAAAAGACAUUCUCUACAGAAAGAUGCCUCAUUGCUAAACCAGUAUUUUAAUGAUUUUGAUUCUGAUAUAACCCCCAGUUCCUCUUUAACAUCCAGCGACUUUUUGGCGAAACCCCUGGAACCCUGGGCUUUAUUAGAGGCAUUUCAUUUUCCCGAUGUGGUACGUCAAAUAACCCAAUUUAUCGAAACUUGGGAAUUAACACCAGCCACUAAGUUUGUGGUUAUAGCCCAAGAGAAAAGCCUGAAAAUGCCUCCAUUUGGUGAGCGCUAUUUUGUGGAAGUACAUUUUUCCAAGCCUACCCCCAAAUGUCCAAAUCCUUUGGCUAGAGCCAAGUCCUACUUUCAAAUAAAUGUUAGCUGCUUAUUGCCAAGAGAUUAUCCUGUCAAUGUUACCUAUCGUUUUGAAGGCUACAGCAGUUGUUUCUAUGCUUUGGGUCCCAAGAAAAUGAGCUCCAAUAAAUUUCAGCGAUUUCUCAUCGAUACCAUAAUUCACAUGAAGUUGGCCUUCUAUGCUCAAUUGGAGAAAUGUGAAAGACUUGAGGUUGAACAGGAAAAGGAUGAUGAAAGAAAGAUUCAUUGCUAAAUUUUUUUGAGGCCAAAAGGAUUUCCAGCACAGGCAGAAUUUUAAUAAAAUUUUGAUUUCCUUUUGUGGAUUGUAAAAAAAGAUCUCUAAAUAUUUUGUUCUGAAAGUAAGUAAAGUAUA
Messenger RNA from Stomoxys calcitrans (stable fly), 905 nucleotides. RefSeq lists its product as uncharacterized. Gene Ontology annotation, cellular component: cAMP-dependent protein kinase complex. Gene Ontology annotation, molecular function: protein kinase A regulatory subunit binding. Lineage: Eukaryota; Metazoa; Arthropoda; Insecta; Diptera; Muscidae. The record is from RefSeq and is a predicted model, not a curated record. Bases 18 to 785 code for a protein of 255 amino acids. The transcript has a single exon.